ACCAGCAAAACAUUCUGCUGGCGAACAUAACAACAACAAUCAAAGAUAAUCCAAAAAAGUUUCAUGUUAAGUCAACUAAAAAAGCAAAUCCAUCCCAAAAUCGACCCUUAUCUCAUCGAUGUGGUGCUAUUGAUAAUGAACGAAAAUCUGGUGAUGAUGCAAACACAUUUGAUAGUUGA
Rotaria sp. Silwood2 is the source of this 179-nucleotide messenger RNA. The record is from the annotation of a GenBank genome assembly. NCBI's taxonomy places the organism in Eukaryota, Metazoa, Rotifera, Eurotatoria, Philodinida, Philodinidae.